GCCGACAUUAAUGACAGUCUGAUCCCUUGACAAAUAUGAUAGAUUAUCUAUAAUCUGUAUUUACAAUAACAUAAUAUGACUGAGCUACAACUUCUGACUCUACACUUCACUUUGGAUAAAAGUGUCGAUUACUUAUUGUAAAUUGUAAUGUCAUCACGACACGAAGUUAAACGUCAUGAGCGUUCAGAAAGUGCAUCUUCUAAACAUCGAUCUGAUCAAAAGCAUAAAAGUCAUGAGAGAAAUCGGUCCCAGUCUCCAAAAUCAUCGAAGCAUAGAUCCACUAGCAGAGAGAGAAAGCAGAGUAAGCACAAAAAGAGUAAGAAGAAGAAAAGGCAAUCGUCUGGCAGUAGUUCCAGUAGCGAUAGCGAUGAAGAGGAGCUGAAGUUAUUGCAGAGGCUUGAGGCAGAACGACUGCGACUGAAAGAGGAAAAGAAAAAGCAGAAAGAACAACUAAAGGCAAAUGAAACACCAGAGGAGAAGAGGGCUCGGCGUUUACGAGAAAAACAAGAAAAGGAGCGCAAGCGCCGGGAGCGCAUGGGCUGGGAUAAUGAAUACCAAUGCUACACUAAUCAAGACAAUCCAUUUGGGGACUCUGCACUCACUAACACUUUUGUCUGGACCAAGAAACUAGCAAAGGAAGGUGUCAAGACUGUGUCUCGUGAUGAACUAGAAGCCCUCAACCGCCAAAAGCAGUUGGAAAAUAAAAUAGAAUUGGAGAAGGUGAAGCAGCGGCGCCUGGAGCGCGAGGCGGAGCGCGUGGCGCGCGAGGCGGAGGCGGCCAGCGCGGCGCGCGCGCGCGAGGCGCUGCAGUUCCACACGUGGGCGCGCCAGGAGGACGCCUUCCAUCUGCACCAGGCGCGUCUGCGCUCGCAGAUACGCAUCCGCGACGGACGAGCGAAACCCAUAGACCUACUGGCGUGGUACGUCAGCUCGGAGGAAUGCGUAGAUGCACUGGAAAUGCACGAGCCGUACACCUACCUCAACGGGUUGCAGAGCCAGGACCUGGAAGAUCUGCUAGAGGAUAUUAAGGUGUACAAGGAGCUAGAGAACAACGCGAACCAGGCCUACUGGGAGGACGUGCAGACCAUCGUGCUGGACGAGCUCAGCAAGCUGCGCCGCCUGGCCGCGCCCGACGCGCGCCGCGACGGCGUGCACCAGGCCGUCGCCGACGACGUCACGCAGAUAUUCAAGGGCAAGACGGGCGCGCAGCUGGAGGCGCUGCAGACGCAGAUCGAGCAGAAGAUCAGCGGACGCCAUGACGGCGUCGACGUCGGCUACUGGGAGAGCUUGCUCAGCCAGCUUAAAGCGCACAUGUCGCGCGCGCGCCUCCGCGACCGCCACCAGACCAACCUGCGUCGCAAGCUGCAGCUGCUCAAGCAGGAGCAGGGCGUGCAGCCCGCCCAGCCCGACCAGCCCGACCAGCCCUCGCAGCCCUCGCAGCCCUCGCAGCCCUCGCAGCCCGCGCAGCCCUCGCAGCCCGACGGCCAGGCCGACGCCCCGGCCGCCCCGGAAGGGCCGGAACAGCGCGGCGCCAGCCCCGCGCGGUCUGUGGACGGGGACGCGGAGUGGGGCAGCGCGGCGUGCGUGGCGCUGUACGUGGCGGGGCGCUACUCGCCCGCGCCGCUGGAGCCGGCCGCGCUGGAGCCCGCCACGCUGCUGACGGAGCCGGCGCACGACGCGCAGCGCCUGGCCUACCUGCGCGCGCGCCUGCGCCCCGCGCCCGCCGCCGCGCCCGCCGCCGCGCCCGACGCGCUGGAGCGCGAGGCGCGCCGCGCCAUGGCCGCCGUGGCCGCGGACGCCGACGAGGCGCAGUUCAGCGUGGAGCACGCCCUGCCGGAGCAGCCCUGCCUGUGGGCCGACAAGUACCGCCCGCGCAAGCCGCGCUACUUCAACAGAGUACACACGGGCUUCGAAUGGAACAAGUAUAACCAGACUCACUACGACAUGGACAAUCCUCCGCCCAAGAUCGUCCAAGGUUACAAGUUCAACAUCUUCUAUCCCGACCUAAUAGACAAGAAUGCUACGCCGGAGUUCUCUCUGAAACCGUGCCCCGAGAAUCCAGACUUCGCAGUACUGAGGUUCCACGCCGGCCCGCCCUACGAGGACAUCGCAUUCAAGAUCGUAAACCGCGAGUGGGAGUACUCGUACAAGCGCGGUUUCCGCUGCCACUUCCACAACAACAUCUUCCAGCUCUGGUUCCACUUCAAGCGAUACCGAUACCGGCGCUAGGACGCGGCUCUACUCGGGGGUGCGCUGGACUGGGGGACGUCUCGGUCAAGAACAGACAAGUUAAUAACAAGCUACAUUCAGAGCAUUACCAAAACCAAAUCUCCAAAGUUAGGAAUACAAUGACAAUGUGUAGUGAUCCUGGCAUCCCCUGCGUAUGUAUUCCCUAAACAAAUACAUUAAAGUAAUAUUUUGCAGAUUUACUA
Messenger RNA from Spodoptera exigua (beet armyworm), 2432 nucleotides. The record is from the annotation of a GenBank genome assembly. Lineage: Eukaryota; Metazoa; Arthropoda; Insecta; Lepidoptera; Noctuidae.